This is a messenger RNA of Anopheles darlingi, 3418 nucleotides long. RefSeq names its product muscarinic acetylcholine receptor DM1 (gene 5-HT2B). Gene Ontology annotation, biological process: chemical synaptic transmission; G protein-coupled receptor signaling pathway, coupled to cyclic nucleotide second messenger. Gene Ontology annotation, cellular component: membrane; dendrite. Gene Ontology annotation, molecular function: G protein-coupled serotonin receptor activity; neurotransmitter receptor activity. The transcript has 6 exons. The record is from RefSeq and is a predicted model, not a curated record. Lineage: Eukaryota; Metazoa; Arthropoda; Insecta; Diptera; Culicidae. The coding region runs from base 486 to 3371 and encodes 961 amino acids.
AUUUCCCAUUCGUCCGUCGGUUGGUGUAAGUGUCCGGACGGACAGGUCUUGGUGCAGACGAGGAUGCACAUUCGGGAACAUAUAUAGCAGUACUCAACCGACGUAACCGAUCAGGAGCACAUCGAAGCAUCGAAGGAAAACCGGAAGAACGGAGCAGCAUCAGCAUCAGCAGCAGCAGCAGCGGAAAGUGGUGCUCCUUCGUGAGUGUGCUUGUGCCAGAGGAUGCCACUGGAUACGCUGACCCUUGCCGGCGAGUAACAGACCAACAACGGAGCCCGGACAACGUAACAACACUCACAGCACGCCACGUUGACCACGCUCUACGCCGCUCAGCAUCAUCGACAACUAACGCGCUCCGUAGACCGUAGUCCGGCCGGUUGCGGUCCAGUCCAGUCCGGUGCUAGGUGCAAAUUAUUCACCGAAGCCGGAUCAUCGAAGCCACUGGCAGGCAGGCAGGCUGGCCACGCUGGGCACGCGUCGUUGGUAUGGGCCGAUCACCGUUCUACGAUGAUCCGGUGGAGAUGUGGCUCUGGUCUUCGGUUGAACCUUCGGUCCAGUUCGUGCGCCUUCCCUCCACCAGCCCGAUCGGCUCGUCUACCGUACUCGGUCCGCUACCGAAGACGAUGAUGCUGCCACUCGAUCCGGUCACCGGUGCCGCCAGCCAGCCCGCCUCGCUGCUAGGGCGACGGUUGACCGGAGGAGGUUCCGGAGGAGGAGGCAUCACUCGUCCGCCACCUUACCUUGGCUACCUGGCGGGCUACCUGCAGCGACUCAACUUUUCCGCCAUCACCAUCGAUCCGACGCUCGUCGAUGAAGCCGUCCUCGGGUCGGGGCCCACCGCGGCCCCGGUAGGCUGGGAUGAUGACUCCCGGGAGGAUGGGGACAGCGGGCAGCGGAUGAUGGAUGGAGCAGCCGGACUGCACAACUACUGGGCGCUGCUGGCCAUCAUACUGGUGUUCGGUACGGCCGCCGGCAACAUUCUCGUCUGUUUGGCCAUCGUGUGGGAGCGCCGGCUGCAGAACGUCACCAACUACUUCCUGAUGUCGCUCGCCAUCACCGACCUGAUGGUUGCCCUGUCCGUCAUGCCGCUCGGCAUCCUCACGCUCGUCAAAGGUCACUUUCCGCUCGAUUCCGAGUAUUGUCUCGUGUGGAUCUGUCUGGAUGUUCUGUUCUGUACGGCGAGUAUCAUGCAUCUGUGCACCAUUUCGGUCGAUCGGUACCUGUCGCUGCGCUAUCCGAUGAAGUUCGGACGCAACAAGACGAGACGGCGCGUGGUGCUGAAGAUCAGCUUCGUCUGGCUGCUAUCGAUCGCGAUGAGCCUCCCGCUGAGCCUUAUGUACUCGAAGAACCACGCAUCGGUGCUGGUCAACGGAACGUGCCAGAUACCGGACCCGGUCUACAAGCUGGUCGGUUCGAUCGUCUGCUUCUACAUCCCACUGUGCGUGAUGCUGAUCACGUACACGCUCACCGUGCGGUUGCUGGCGCAGCAGAGCGAAAACCUGGGCGGCAUCGGCAGUGGGGGCGGCUGGUCGAGCGGUUGGCUCGGUCAGGCACCACCGUUCGAUCGGCGCAACACCUGGAAGCGGAUCAUCAAGCUGAGCCUUCCACAGACCGCACCGAACAACCAGCACGCACAUUCGGCGGCCUCAACCGAUACGGAGCUUUCUACACUGGAUAAUCACGAUCUGUGGCUGCUAGAGUCCAGCAUCCCCGAACCGAGCUCGAUUACCGUGACCGCUAUGCAGCGGUUUGGCGAAGAGAUGCUCAAGCUGUCCCAGGGCCUGGAGUCGGUGGCCCCGCAUGGCGAUAAUGGUCGCAUGUUGCACGGGGCGACGGGGCGCGACGACGGUAUCACCUUCUGUCGCGAGGCAGAUUCCUGCAGUAGGAAGACGAACUGCGCGAAGGGUGCGGAGGGCACCACCAGUGGGACCGGUGGUGCGGCCGGUACGGGUAUACCGGUGACGCUGGUGUCACGGAAGCGCCGCAGCUCGACCUCCGCCUGGCUCGCGCGCCGCAACUCCGGUACACCGCCACCGGUUCGGUUGGUCCGGAAGCGCUUCAAAAGUCUACCGCACGCGGCCCCGGACACGGACGCGGAGUCGCUCGAGGUGAACGAACGGUUCAUUCACGAUGUGCUAACGGCCCGGGCGAGAAACGAGCGAAAAGCGGAGAGCGGCCACGGUUCGGACAACGACAACGACAGCAGCCGUAGCGGCAGUGUGGUGGUGACGGCCGCGGCGUCGGCGACGGCGACAGGGGAGGUCACCGGACCAACCGGGCUCCGGUUACCGCCACCGUGCAAGUGUCCAUUCUUUGGCGAGGGCGCCACCAACCGGCAACAGUAUCUGCGUCCGGCGGAAAUCAAAAUCGUCAAAACGGCGUCCGCUGCCGACUACGGUACCGGUGGGGCUGCCGGGGUGCUGGGUGUCACCAACGGGGACACCCUCGUCUACAGCACGAUCUCCAUCUCGUCCGGUGGCGGUGGCGGCGGCGGCGCAGGCGCCAGGACCCCAACGACGCGCUCCAUCUCGAGCAGUCUGUCGACGCUACCGGCAUCGGCGUUGGUGUCACCGAGCCGGAAGUGUAGCACCAGCUCGAAGGGCAUCUCGGUGGUAACGUGGGACCAGCGGCGGCAUCAGCGGCGCGGUUCGAGCUUCGGCGGUGCCCGGACCUCCCUCCUGCUGACACCAACCCGCGCUAGCGCCUCCAGCGUGUCGCUGCGACGCUCCGUCAACCUGCGUCACGCGACCGCGUCCGCCCGCGACAGCGUCUCGUCAUCAUCGGCCGUCGGUGCCAUCAUCGGUGGCGUGUCCGGUGGUCCGUCCGGUGGUGGUGGUGGUGGUGGACCACCGAAAAAGAACAGUUCCUCACCCUGCCUCAUCCAGCACCAGACGGCGGCCGCGACUUUAGCGAGCGGUUCCCCAACGCCCGGUGGUGGUGGUCCGGUAGUGUCCAAUCACGUCGUCCGUUCACACCAUUCCCGCAACUCGAGCAUGAUCUCGCGCAACUCCUCCCGCCAUGGGCGCAUCAUACGGCUCGAGCAGAAGGCAACCAAGGUGCUCGGUGUCGUCUUCUUCACCUUCGUCAUCCUGUGGGCACCGUUCUUUGUGCUCAACCUACUGCCGAGCGUGUGCGCUGACUGUGAGGCCAACAUUGACCAGUGGGUGUUCGAGUUUGUUACCUGGCUCGGGUACGCCAGCAGCCUGGUCAAUCCCAUCUUCUACACCAUCUUCAACAAGGCGUUCCGGGAUGCGUUCCGCAAGGUGCUGCUGUGCCGGUACGCCGGCCUGAAGGCGCGCACCUGGCAACCGGCCUCGUCGGCCACCGCGACGGCCGCCGCCGUCGCUACCGCAGCCUCCGCUACCAGCUAGCAUCUGCAGGUGACGUCGUCCCGGUUGGCCAGCAGCGAACCGCUGUA